Messenger RNA from Zea mays, 5477 nucleotides. RefSeq names its product serine/threonine-protein kinase BLUS1. NCBI's taxonomy places the organism in Eukaryota, Viridiplantae, Streptophyta, Magnoliopsida, Poales, Poaceae. The transcript is spliced from 19 exons. Bases 692 to 2848 code for a protein of 718 amino acids. The record is from RefSeq and is a predicted model, not a curated record. Gene Ontology annotation, molecular function: ATP binding; protein serine/threonine kinase activator activity; protein kinase activity. Gene Ontology annotation, biological process: protein phosphorylation.
AAAGAAAAAAAAGAUAGUAUAUACUUUUAUUUGGUUGCCCAUAAUUCAGCACAAACCAAGUUCCACGAGACCCACACGUUUCUUUACCCUAACCUUUUCAAUGCUCCAGCGAAGGAACAGUCGCCGCCAUUUCUUCCCAUCUCCAUCUUCCUCGCAGCUUCGACGCUCCAUCUUCCGCUCCCUCCCUUACCCGCGGUCGGCACGCAGGCGACGCCGGCGGCGCUCAGGCUCGGGCUCUCAUCUACUGCGUCAGCAGCUUCCCCUCCCGCAUCUCGCCAGUCGCCUCGCGCUCUCACCUCCGGUCUUCCGCACACUGGCCGGUGACCCUGCCUUAUAAUAUUCUGCCACAUCACUCUGGGUGAAGCAAGAUUGGGUAGCUUUCCGGUGCCUACUUCAUUCUUGAGUUUGUCAAUAUAAGCCACUGAAGCCAAGGAUGCAUGAAAAUUAACCCAAUGAAAUAAAUGCUCCUACAUGAGUCCAAGCAUUUACCUAUCAAACUUGAUAAUGCUGGAUGCUAUUCUCAGGCAGACCUAUAUGGUGAUCUUGCCAUUUAUUGUCGUGUUUCUAUGUUAUGGAAAUUUUAAGAGCGCUGAUGUUACCUGUAGUGCUCUUUAAAUUUGGAACUUGGAACAUGGAGCAUGUGCUGAUUAGUAGAAGGUUUCCAACUGAUCCUGCUCUCUAAAUUUGGAACAUGGAGCAUGUGCUGAGUAGUAGAAGGUUUCCAACUGAUCCCAAUGAGUAUAAGUUAUAUGAGGAAAUUGGAGAUGGUGUUAGUGCCACAGUAUACCGAGCUCUUUGUGUCCCACUUGACAUCUUGGUUGCCAUCAAAGUGCUUGACCUUGAGAAAUGUAACAAUGACCUGGAUGGGAUAAGACGGGAAGUGCAAACUAUGAGUUUGAUUGAUCACCCAAAUCUUCUUCGUGCAUAUUGCUCAUUUACAAAUGGGCACCAGCUUUGGGUUGUCAUGCCUUACAUGGCUGCUGGAUCUGCUCUCCACAUUAUGAAAACUUCUUUUCCAGAAGGGUUUGAUGAGCCAGUCAUUGCUACUCUUUUGCGUGAAGUUUUGAAAGCUCUUGUCUACCUACAUUCUCAAGGACAUAUUCACAGAGAUGUCAAGGCUGGAAACAUCUUAAUAGAUACAAAUGGGGCUGUUAAGCUAGGAGACUUUGGUGUGUCAGCCUGUAUGUUCGAUACUGGAAAUAGGCAAAGAGCAAGAAAUACAUUUGUAGGGACGCCUUGCUGGAUGGCUCCUGAAGUCAUGCAACAACUGCAUGGUUAUGAUUACAAAGCUGACAUUUGGUCCUUUGGAAUAACGGCAUUAGAACUAGCACAUGGUCAUGCUCCAUUUUCGAAGUACCCUCCAAUGAAGGUGUUGCUUAUGACCUUGCAAAAUGCACCACCAGGUUUAGAUUAUGAGAGGGACAAGCGGUUUUCAAAGUCUUUCAAGGAUUUGGUUGCUACAUGCUUAGUCAAGGAUCCACGCAAGCGUCCUUCGUCUGAAAAGCUGCUGAAGCAUUCUUUCUUUAAGCAUGCUCGCUCAGCUGAAUAUCUGGCACGGAGUAUUCUUGAUGGCCUCCCUCCAUUGGGUGAACGCUUUAGGGAACUGAAGAGCAAAGAGGCUGAGUUGCUUCUCAAUAACAAACUUGGUCAGGAGAGCAAGGAGCAGCUAUCACAGAAAGAGUACAUAAGGGGCAUCAGUGGCUGGAACUUCAAUCUAGAGGACUUGAAAAAUGCAGCUGCCCUUAUAGACAGUUCAAAUGGCACUUGUUAUUUAGAUGUCAGGGAGAACAGAGUUAAGGAUGACUCACAAGAAGCUUACAAUGGUCCAGAACAUAUUUACCAGGAAAGGCUCAACCAUGUUGCUUCUAGAAGGCCUGAAGAGCAGGAUGAGAUACAAGAAGUUGAAGCCUUGAAUGAUGCUGUCUCCUCUUCGUUUUCAAGCCGCUCCCUUGAGGCACUAAAAUCUUGCUUUGAUGUUUGUGGUGUUGAUGAUCCGAGCCCAACUGCUACUGAUUCAAGAGCGCAACCAAGUGUCGGAACUUUACCUUUCCAGCAGUUGCAAAAAUUUGAGCAUUGUAAAAGUGGCGACUGCAAUGGUGAAAGCUUGGAAAGAAGCGUUUCUGUACCUACGAAUCUGGUCACUAGUGGAUACCACAAGCAUUCAAGUGGUUCUCUUAUACCUGAGCAAGUUCUUUCUCCCUACUUGAGCAGUGAUUUGGAAAGGGAUGGAUUUCGUCAGAAAAACUUAAGCAGCAGGAACUGUAGUGGCCCUUUAUUGUUCCGCCAAAUGAAGGAUUCACGCACACAUCAAUCUGUUGCGCCAGACGAGUCGUCGGAAGGAAAAAUUAUCCGUCGAAGGGGGCGCUUCCAGGUUACAUCAGAUAGUAUUUCUGAAAAGGUAGCUACAUCAUCCUGCAACAGCAGCAGGAUAAAUCUACCAAUUGAUGCAGCACGUUCAAGUCCCAAGUUGUCUGCAAUUCUUCCAACUUUGCAAUUCUUGAUGAAGCAGAAUACUAUGCAAAAGGAAGUACUCAGUAGGCUGAUUUCUUCAAUUGAGGAAACAUCUGAUGAUUCUGAAGCAACCGGAAGCAGUUCAUAUCAGAUGGCGCGUGUCGAGGAUGUCGAGGACCUUGGAGAUCUGGUCGGCGCGCCGCCCAAGGCUGAGGUCAACCCGGUGCCGCCUUCGAGUGCCGGUGAAGGCUCCUCGGCUGCGCCCGUGCCUACCGUGGCCGGUGAAGGCCCUUUGCCAGCCCCUGCGCCGACGGCCGAAGAUCCCCCGAAGGUGGUGGCUGAGCCGACAGCCGAAGACCCCACGACCGCGGCCGGGCCUUCGCAGGUGGCUAAAUAGGUGCUGGGGAGUUUGUAAAUUUUGUCUGUGUGUGUACUGAACCUCGGUUGCUGCGCAGGUUCAGGGUUUUGGGCCUGCGCACGCAACCGCUACUGACAAUGCUAAUUUUGUGGCGGCUUCGACUGUGGUUGCUGAAGGUGAUUCUGAUGAUUAUGUGUCUAAGUUUUGUGAGUCUGAUGAUUCUGGGAGUUCGAUUGUGUGGACGGAGGGGUCUUCGGAAGAGGACUUGGAUUAUUUUGCAGCGUUGGAUGUGGCUGCGGCAGAGACUCCUCCACGUGUGAUGGGCGCUGAGGUUCAUCCUGGUGCGAGUGCUGGGUGUAGGCGGCGAAGAGCGGUGGCGAAACGGGGAGUGGGUGAAUUGUCACGAGGUGAAAGGCGUCAUCGUGGUGAGAUGGAGGGUGGUCGUCUUCGUGUGGAUGUGACUGGCAAACGGGAAUUGUUGUCCUCGCCGGCUGGGGCGUGUGUGGGUGAGGGGGAGCUGCGAAGUCUGUUUGCGGGUGAGGAAUUGAGGAUAAUGUUGUUCAACUAUAGGGAGAUGGAUAUAAUCCCGAAGGUUGAGCCGAUGUAAUGUGUGAUGCCCUCGCUGUAUGUAUGUAACUAUAAUUUGUAUGGUAAGGCUGCGUGCCUUCGCUGAUCCGGCCACGCCCGUAGGCGGCCUGUGCACUUGAUCUUGCGCAUUUAUUGAGUUGGUCCGGCUGCACCCGUAGUCGAUUUUUGCACGGAGGAUCCGAUUGCACCCUUAGGCGACUUUUGCACGGAUGGUCUUUUGAGGAAGACUUCGAUUUUGUGCAUUUGUUGUGCGGGUCCGGCUGCACCCUUAGGCGACCUUUGCACGGAUAGUCUUUUCAGGAAGACUUCGAUUUUGCGCACUUGUUGUGCUAGUCCGGCUGCAUUCUUAGGCGACUUUUGCACGGAUGGUCUUUUGAGGAAGACUUCGAUUUUGCGCACUUGUUGUGCUAGUCCGGCUGCACCCUUAGGUGACUUUUGCACGGAUAGUCUUUUGAGAAAGACUUCGAUUUUGCGCACUUGUUGUGCUAGUCUGGCUGCACCCUUAGGCGACUUUUGCAUGGAUAGUCUUUUGAGAAAGCCUUCGAUUUUGCGCACUUGUUAUGCUAGUCCGGCUGCACCCUUAGGCGACUUUUGCUCGGAGUGUCGCACGCGAGGGUAGUCAGCGCUACCCCUCGCGGUGACUUAGGUGUGGUCGAAUGCCGAAGACCGUCGAUGCAGUCUUUUUCGACAUUGUUUCAAUUUUUUGCGGGGGAUUUUUGCGUGUAUUUUACAUGGCGCCGCCUCAUUAAAAACCUCACCCCCCGGGAGGAAAAGAGUGUGGGCCGGAAUAAGACUGUUUGGUGAAUUACAAGGGCGUCUUAGCCCUGAGGAGUCAAACAAAAAAUUUACGAAGAUUGUCAAUAUUCCAUGAAUGCUCUAAGUCUUCGCCGGAUGGCGUUGUUAGCCUGUACGCGCUGGGGGACGCCUUCGUCUUGACGAUGAAGGGGCCCUCCCACUUUGGCUCCAGCUUGCCCCGUGACUCUGUCCGAGUUGUCCGGACGAGUACGAGGUCUCCUUCGUUGAAUUCUCUCGGGACGACUGUGUGGUCGUGCCAUGCUUUUGUUUGAGCUUGGUAUUUGUUGAGGGCCUGUAGGGCGAAGACACGGUCUCCGUCGAUGAGGUCCUUCGAAGUUGGCUCGUCUACGUCGGGGACGGUUGAAGUGCUUGUCCGUGGUGACCCAUGUUUUAUUUCUUGCGGGGUCAUGGCCUCCGAUCCAUAUAGCAGGCGGAAAGGAGUGAACCCAGUCGCCCGACACUCGGUCGUGUUCAGCGCCCAGACUGCUUCAGGUAACAGGUCGGCCCAUUUGCCCUUCUUGUCGUCGAGGAGCAUUUUCUUGAUGGCUGUGAAAAUUUUACCAUUGGCGCGCUCCACGAUGCCGUUGGAUUGUGGGUGAUAUACUGAGGCGAAGGCAAGCUUGGUGCAAAUUGAGAAGCAUAAGUCUUUGAAGUCCUGGCUGUCAAAUUGUUUGCCGUUGUUAACUGUGAGCUCGGACGGGACUCCGAAUCGGCAAACAAUGUUUUGCCAGAAGAAUUUCUGGACAGUCUUCGAUGUUAUCGUGGAUACUGCUCUCGCCUCGAUCCACUUGGUAAAAUACUCGACGGCGACGAAGGUGAACUUGAGGUUCCCUUGGGCCGUGGGUAGCGGCCCGACAAUGUCCAGGCCCCAGCGCUGAAGGGGCCACGUGUGGGCGAUUAGCUUUGUGAACUGCGAAGGGUUUCUCGAGCGUGGAGAAAAUUUCUGACAGGCUUCGCAGGACCUCGUCACCCGAUUCGCGGCGCAAAUCAUAGCAGACCAGUAAAAGCCUUAACGAAUCACUUUGGCAGCUAGGGCCCUGGGCCCUGCGUGAGAGCCGCAAGUUCCGCUGUGGACAUCGCGCAGGAUCUGGACGCCUUCGGUCUCGGUGACGCAUUUAAGCAUGGGUUGACUGACCCCCUUCUUGUAAAGCUGUCCCUCAAUGAGUGCGAAGUCCCGGCUUCGGUGUUUGAGGCGCUUGGCCUCGUUGAUAUCGCUUGGCUGGUAGUAUCCCUGCAGGAACAGGGUUAUUGGUGCCCGCCAGUCCUCGGUCAUGAUGAUGACUAC